Monascus purpureus is the source of this 1344-nucleotide messenger RNA. Lineage: Eukaryota; Fungi; Ascomycota; Eurotiomycetes; Eurotiales; Aspergillaceae. The record is from the annotation of a GenBank genome assembly.
AUGACCGAAGCCGAUAAAACGGAGACAAGGAUAACUCCAGAAGACUCCCGAGCACGGCUGGCAGAUCUGACUAAACGAGCUGCUGCGAAAGAUGCUAUCAAAGAUUUUGAAGCAGCGGCAGAGCUGUAUUCGCAAGCCACAGAACUUCAGGCUGAGUUAAACGGGGAACUCUCAGUUGACAAUGCCGAUCUACUUUUUGCUUACGGCAAAUCUCUGUAUAAUGUCGCUGUGAGCAAAAGUGACGUUCUUGGUUCGAAGGUAGCCGGAGAACCACAGACUCUUUCGAAUAGUACAGCUGGAGGAAACAUAGCGUCUGCUGGGUCCUCCACUUUAGGCGAUGAUCUUAUAAAAACUGCAGUUGCCAACGGAUCGUCCGAAACUAGUGUCAGUGAGGGCAAGAAACUCCAUGACGCAGCGAAAAACCAGCCAUAUUUUCAGUUUGCUGGUGACGAGAACUUCGACGAUUCUGAUUCCGAGGACGAGGGUGCGGAGCAGGUCGAUGGAGAUGAAGAUGAAGAUGACUUUGCCAAUGCUUUCGAAGUGCUUGAUAUGGCACGUAUCCUUUACACGAAAAAGCUAGGCGCCGCAGAGGAAAGCCAGGAUAAGGGGAAAGCCACAGACUUACCCUCCGACAUUCAGCAUAUGAAGGAGCGCCUCGCAGAUACCUACGACUUACAGGCGGAGAUUUCUCUAGAAGCAGAGAGAUUUACCGAUGCAGUAACUGAUCUUAAAGUCGCUCUUGAAAUGAAGCAGUCACUAUAUCCCAUUGAAGACCCAUCUGUUGCGGAAUGUCAUUACAAGCUCUCCCUUGCUCUGGAAUUUGCUUCCGUCAACAAACAGAAAGACAAUGAUGAUCAUGAACAGGCGGACGGCGCGGAUGAAGGUAUGAGGAAAGAGGCUGUACAUCACAUGGAAACCGCCAUUGAAAGCUGCAAAAUAAGGAUGACGCAAGAGCAAAAGAAGUUAGACUCCGACGAUAUCACCGAUGAAGACAAAAUUUUCGCUGCAAAGAGGAAGAUAGCCAAUGUGAAAGAUAUAAUUGCAGAUAUGGAACAAAGGCUUAUCGAUCUUCGCGGCCCGCCGGCAUCAAUAAAACAGCAAGAUCAAGAGAAUGGGUUCUUAAAAGGCAUUAUCGGCCAAAUCUCAGGACAGUCCCCAGCCGAACAGAAGGCCCGACUAGAUGCGGCGACCAAAGAUGCAACCGAUCUGUCUGCACUCGUUCGACGAAAACCCGCUGUCAAGCAGUCUUCUCUGCAACAACCUGCAACUAAACGGUCGGCGGAAGUGGCUCAUGAUGGCGAUAGAAAACGUGCUCGAGGCGAAGAUUCUGCUCCAAAUAUGUGA